Echinops telfairi (small Madagascar hedgehog) is the source of this 945-nucleotide messenger RNA. Its product is annotated as olfactory receptor 1002-like. Gene Ontology annotation, biological process: G protein-coupled receptor signaling pathway; sensory perception of smell. Gene Ontology annotation, molecular function: G protein-coupled receptor activity; olfactory receptor activity; odorant binding. The transcript has a single exon. The record is from RefSeq and is a predicted model, not a curated record. Gene Ontology annotation, cellular component: membrane. Lineage: Eukaryota; Metazoa; Chordata; Mammalia; Afrosoricida; Tenrecidae. Bases 1 to 945 code for a protein of 314 amino acids.
AUGGAUUACAGAAAUCAAACAUUGGUGACUGAAUUUUUGUUCAUUGGAUUAACGAAUCACUUCCCCUACCAGGUUGUUCUCUUCCUGAUAUUUUUCUGUGUUUAUCUUGUCACUCUUCUGGGAAAUGUGGGGAUGGUCUCCCUCAUUUGGAUGGAUUCCCGGCUCCACACCCCCAUGUACUUUUUCCUCAGCCACUUGUCCUUUGUGGAUGUCUGCUCCUCCUCUGUCAUGGGUCCCAAGAUGCUGACUGAUAUCUUUGCAGACAGAAAAGUCAUUUCCUUCUUUGGUUGUGCUGCACAAAUAUAUUUCUUUGGUCAGUUUGUAGUGACUGAAUGCUUCCUCCUGGCUUCCAUGGCCUAUGAUCGGUAUGUAGCCAUUUGCAAUCCCUUGAUGUACAUGCUCAUUAUGUCUCACCGAAUCUGUGUGCAGCUGGUGAUAGGACCUUAUGCUAUGGGUUUUAUAAGCAUGAUGACCCAUUCGACACUCACCUUUGGCCUCCCCUACUGUGAUUCAAACAUCAUCAAUCACUUCUUCUGUGAUCUUCUUCCUGUUCUCUCUCUGGCAUGUGCAGACACCCAGUUAAAUAAAAAGUUACUUUUCUUCUUGGCUGGCGCUCUGGGAGUACUCAGUGGAGGGAUCAUCUUGGUAUCCUACAUCUACAUCAUUGCUGCCAUCCUGAAGGUUGGUUCUGCCGCUGGGCGGCGCAAAGCCUUCUCUACCUGUUCAUCCCACCUGACAACUGUCUCCAUCCUCUAUGGGACACUCUUUUUUAUCUAUGUCCGACCCAGCUCUAGCUUCUCCCUGAACAUCAAUAAAGUGCUGUCAUUGUUCUACACAGCAGUAAUCCCCAUGUUGAACCCGAUUAUCUACAGUCUGAGAAACAAGGAGGUAAAAGAGUCAUUCAGAAGGACAUUGCAAAGGAUGAAGUUUCUUAUAAGUAGAUAA